AUGUCUGACCGAAAAGCUGAACUAGAAAAGAAAAAAGCCAAGCUACAGGCCAUCAGAGAGGAAAAGGAAAGGAGAAGAAGGGAAAAGGAGCAAAGAGAUGCCGAAGAAGCAGCACUUCGUACCCCUAAUCCGGACAAAGAUCAGAAAAAAGUUGAUGAAAUGCUCUCUUCUCUAGGCAUAGCUCCUGUCUCUGAUGUCUUGUCAAGCCUAUCAAGCGUGCCAACCAUUGGGUCAUCAGAUGUUAGUAGUUCUACUGCCACUCCAGACUCUAGUCUCCUGCCCACCCAACCCCAAACAGGGAGAAAGAAGCCUGCUCAGCUUCAGGUUGUUAGUGUCCAGUCGACAAGUAUUCCACCAAAAGAAACUGUAACAUACACCAAACAAACUCAGACUACACACACCAGCAAUGAACGUGAUGGAUACUGUGAGGAUUGGUUUCGUCCGAGAAAAGCCCAGGCAUUCGGUUACUACGACGAGUACAAUCUAAAUCCUGGUUUAGAAUGGGAAGACGAAUUUACAGUUCUGACGUAUGACGAUCCACAAGCGGAGGACGACUCUCUUCCUUCACUUCUUGAUGGAGGUGGUGGAUUUGGAAGCAAGCUGCCGCCUGGAAUCCUUCCACAUGGACUUCCCAAGGUGAAAGAGAUGGAGCCAGCUGUAACAACUGUAGAACCAGAGACUAAAAAAGAUGUCAAAACCAUUCGUGAACUAAGUGAAGAUGAGAAAAUGAUGAUUAUCCUGUCUGAAGACUUUCAGAGAUUUGUUGAUCGUUCUGGGAGAAUAAUGGAAAGAGCACUAUCUGAGGCAGUUGAUAUAUGCACUGAUUAUACAGGCACUGCCGAUGCUGAUGAUGUGGGGGAUGAAAGACUUAAUGGGAAGCUUGUAGUUUCAAGAUGGUUCUCAGAUGAGAGAUGGUCUAAAACCAGGUGUGUUACAUCACUUGAUUGGUCUCCACAAUAUCCAGAGCUACUGGUGGCAUCGUAUCACACUUCUCAUGAAUCAGCUCAUGAUCCCGAUGGAGUCUGUCUUGUCUGGAAUACAAAAUUUAAGAAAACUACUCCCGAAUAUGUUUUUCAUUGUCAGUCUAUUGUCCUUACAGCUACCUUUGCUAAAUUUCAUCCUAAUUUGAUAUUGGGUGGUACAUAUUCUGGCCAAGUUAUGCUCUGGGAUAACAGAGUUCAGAAGAGAACUCCUAUUCAAAGAACUCCUUUAUCGGCAACUGCACACACACAUCCCGUUUAUUGUAUGAGAGUAGUAGGAACCCAGAAUGCUCACAAUCUAAUCAGUAUAUCAACCGAUGGUCGACUGUGCUCCUGGUCUUUGGAUAUGCUUUCUCAACCACAGGAAACAUUGGAAUUACAGCAGAGGCAAAGCAAAGCAAUAGCUGUUACGUCCUUAGAUUUCCCUCAUAACGAUGUUAAUAACUUCGUCUUUGGCAGUGAGGAAGGAACAGUUUAUUCAGCUUGUCGACAUGGAACGAAAGCAGGCGUGACUGACCCUUAUUUAGGACAUCAAGCUCCAGUCACAGAUAUAAAUACUCAUAAAGUGCAAGGUCCAGUAGAUUAUUCACAUCUUUUCCUGACUUCAUCUUUUGAUUGGUCAGUCAAAUUAUGGAAUAUGAAAGAAAGUCGUCCUGUGUAUAGUUGGGAAGAAGGAUGUGAUUAUGUUUAUGGUGUCAGCUGGUCCCCAGUUCAUCCUGCUGUAUUUGCUUCAGUAGAUGGAGAUGGGCGACUGGCUCUAUGGAAUUUGAAUCAAGAUGCUGAAAUUCCAUCUGCAAGUACCGUAGUAGAAGGUGCUCCUGCUCUGAACAGGGUUUCUUUUACACCAACUGGAUCACAUGUCACAGUUGGGGAUGAUUCUGGAAAAAUUUAUUUAUAUGAUGUUGGCGAGCGGUUCUCUCAGCCAAGACAUGACGAAUGGAACAAACUGCUUGUUACUUUGCAAGAAAUGAAAAAUAAUCAAGCAGAUGAAGAAGUCAGCAGCCCUGCAUCUGGACCUAGCAGCCUUUCUUCUUUUGUCUCCAGAUAA
Molecule: messenger RNA, 2028 nt
Organism: Nezara viridula (southern green stink bug)
Lineage: Eukaryota; Metazoa; Arthropoda; Insecta; Hemiptera; Pentatomidae
Source: the annotation of a GenBank genome assembly